Molecule: messenger RNA, 630 nt
Organism: Papaver somniferum (opium poppy)
Lineage: Eukaryota; Viridiplantae; Streptophyta; Magnoliopsida; Ranunculales; Papaveraceae
Exons: 2
Coding region: 49-630 (193 amino acids)
Molecular function (GO): nucleic acid binding; RNA-DNA hybrid ribonuclease activity
Source: RefSeq, a predicted model, not a curated record
GUAAGGGUGCGUUAACAUUGACAACCAAGUUAACGACAGAAUUUGGAGAUGGGGUUCAACUGCUGGAAUGAUUGGUUAUUGAGUAUGUUUCAGGUAAGUACAUCACACAACAUAACUGCAGCAAUGUUGGACUGGUAUGCCUUUGUGAUCUGUCACAUAUGGAAGGCCGGAUGCAAAAAUGUCUUUGAUGGUGUUACUAUGAAUGUUAAUCAAAUAUCUCUUACGAUAACAAAUGAUUACUCAGACAGGUAUAGAAUUAGUAGCAGUCAUAUCACUGAGAGAGUCUCUGGCAUAACCACCAUUGGCCAGUGGACAUGUCCUCAAUCAUCUUUUGUUAAACUCAACUUUGAUGCUUCUUUCAAAGAAGAAACUAAAGAUGUAGGAAUUGGACUAAUAUUGGGCAAUUGUGCGGGUGUUAGAGAUGGAGGUAGAUGUUGCUGUAUAAAAGCAACAGACCCAGAACAAGCGGAGGCAGAGGCGCUGUUGGAGGCAAUUAUUUGGGCUAGGAGAAAAGGAAUAAGGAAACCGCAUCUGGAAGGGGACCGUGAGAAUGUAAUCAGAUCUCUCAAUGGCAGUUUAAGCUCAAUCAAAUGGACAACUAGAAAUAUUAUCUUAGAUAGUAUUUAUUAG